Messenger RNA from Talaromyces proteolyticus, 1299 nucleotides. RefSeq lists its product as uncharacterized. NCBI's taxonomy places the organism in Eukaryota, Fungi, Ascomycota, Eurotiomycetes, Eurotiales, Trichocomaceae. Bases 1 to 1299 code for a protein of 432 amino acids. The transcript has 4 exons. The record is from RefSeq and is a predicted model, not a curated record.
AUGGCUUCACUCAAGAUCACAAUUGCGAUAGACAGCGAUGGGCAAGUUGAGGAUGUGGAUGAAGAAUAUGUCCAAAAACUGAUGGAUUGGUUGCAAUAUUUCACGCGGCUCAAGCCAGAACGCAAAUCUGAAGUAGCUGAAAAAUUAGAGAGUAGUAGGCAAAGCCUUUUUACGGCAGAAGUUAUAAGGUCUCAACAAUAUAUUGAUCAACAAUAUAUUAAUCCUAUAUACUUAACCCAAGGGGCCGAACCGCGCUUUGAUACUCCACCAAUUCUUGCGACAACGACUAACAUGCUAUCAAGAAGGAUCAAUUCUUCCCCAACAAGUGUUGAUAGAGACUUAUUCGUUCCAGCCAUUCAUGACGCACCCGAAACCUUUUCCAUGACAACCACUAUAAGUGAACCCGCAGAAGAGACAAAUUACGUACAAGGGCAUACGUCGGACUACACGCGCCAAACCACCAUUGCGACAUCAGUGACUGGCCUAUCAGUUACUGACGUAUCGGAGACUGACCAAUCAGUGACUGACCUGGCACUUUCUAAGGCGGUGAAUAAUUGUGUCCAAGAAAAUCUAGACGAGUUUAUUCAGUAUGAUCUUGCAAUUUGGGCCAAACAAGGACUGUGGCUCGUACAACCCAGUCUGCAGAGUUUUUUGGACCCGGUCACGAAUUGCCGUGAUGAGAUGUUCCGUGCUGGCAUCGACAAUCCCUGGAAUUCUAAGAAAAUAAGUCGUCGCUUCGCUCGGGUUCGCCUCGUAUAUUGGUUUGAGGAGGAAUGCAAAGCGAUACGAGAAAAGAGCCCUAGUCAAGGUAUUGACCGACGUAGAGCCGCUGUAGAUGCAAUUAUGAAGAAAUUUUACGGGGACUGGGAUCAGGUGAAGGAUAGCAAUCGUGAAGCACGUCGUCGGAGGUUUCAUAACGAGAAAAACAUUGGUAAGAAGUGGUGUCAAUUAGCAAACUGGAUCGAUCCAGGAAUACUAGUCAUCAGUGGUGACCAGAUGGAUACUGAAAUGUUAGUGCAUUCGAAGAACAUUCGAGGUAAAUCCAUUGAAACGCUAGCUCUGAAAAUUUUAAAUGAUCCUCGACCAAUCAAAAGCUACUGCCAAGUCUUCGAAGCGAUAGUCAAACUUUUCAUGACACAGAAAGCUUUUUCAGAUGACAGAUACAAAGAUUGGUCCGAAAAGGCGAAGGCUGCAUUGAAAGGAUGCCAGAAAGCUUCUGGGGAGAUUCAAUCGCUUCCCAGUUUGAGUAAUCCACACUCCUUCAUCCACGAGUAUUUACGGGCAGUAAAUGGAGAGUAG